UGCAGGUGGUCGGGGCGGGAGAUGAACGUCCCAAGAUAUCACCAGUUCGAGUACUGCCAAGAUCACAAGUCCCGCUGUGGUGAGUGGUAUGAAGCGGCCCGCUGAGCUGUACAGCCUCCUGAUGGAAUUCCGGGUGCUGUACCUUGAGCGUCUUCAGCGGAUCGACGAAUCAGAGAGCAACGUGGAACAGAAGCUGCAGAGCAAAGUGGAAGCACUGCAGUCAUUUGUGCAGGAUCUCAGCCAGCAGAACGAGGCGCUGAUUCAGACAGUGUUGGAGGUGGAACAAGAGACGGAGAACCAAUCGAGAAACUCUCAGAAGGCCCUACAGAUGGAUGAGCGCGAGAUCCAGACCCUGCAGGACACCAUCACAGAGCUGCACCACGAGUUAUCCCUGAAGGACCAGGAGAACCUCAGGCAAAUGCAGGAGCUGCACCGGUUUGAGAGCAAGGUCAAGGAGGUGAAUGCAGAUGGGACACACUUGAGCCCAACCCCCACCCAACCCUUUUCUGUGAGAGACAAGCGAUUUCUGUCAGAGCUGGUACAGCGGGAUGGAAUCAUCCAGAAGCUUCGGAAUGACGUCCUCCUCCAGCUCCAGGCCCGGGACUCACAGAGCGCCCAGUUGGACAUCCAGGAGCAGAGGAUAACUCAGCUGCAGACCGAGUUGCAGGAAAGCCAGCUUGAGCAGCAGAGAAGGCAGAGUCGCAUCCAGCAGCUGCAGAGGGACCUUCUAGCCUCAGAAAGGCAGACAGAGGAUCUCCGCGCACAGCUGUCAGAGGUGAAAGGUCAUCUGGUGACGGUCGAGGGAGAGAAUGAUGCCCUGAAGUGCUAUAAACUGGACCUGAGUGUGGAGGUGGAAAGGCUGACGGGAGAGGUAUGCACCCUGCAGGCCACAGCCCAGGGGAAGCACAGUACAGAAGCCAGGCUGACCAAACAGAAGUACCUGGACUUACAGCGGGAACUAGAAGAAGUUCAAGGAAGGCUCUCAGAAUGCCAGGGCAGAGCACAGGAUGCCACUCGCGAGCUUCAGGAGAGGAAUGCGGAGCUGCAAAGGCUGCAGACAGCAUGCGACGAACUGCAGGGUCACGAGAGGCAGUGGGAGAAAGAGAGAACGGCCCUGCGGCACAAGCUCAGCCGCAGCAAAGAAGAGCUCCGCAGCGCCACCCUCAGGCUAGAACAACAGGAAGACAACAUGAGGGCACUAGCAGCCGUGGCAGAGAGCCUCAGAGAGAAGCUACGGCACCAGGAUGACGAUGCUUCUUCUCUCCGCCAGCAGCUGCUCUGCUCCCAAGAUGCAUUGCAGCAAGCGACUACAGAGCUCAGGGCCUACAAGAGAGAGGAGGAAGAGCAGCUGGUUCAGGAAGAGGACGCGACAGCCAGGCUGAAGGGGCAGCUGCGGGAGGCGGUCAGGCAGCAGAGGCACCUGGCGUCCCGUGUGCUGCAGCUCACCGCGGAGGCCCGGGAUCUGUACACCGAAGUCGGCCUGCUGACAGAGAGUCACCGCGCCGCCCUGCAGGAGGUGGCUGACAGGGACGAGGCCGUGGCGAUGCUGACAGCAGAGCUCCGCGCUGCCCAGGAGCGCCUGAGAUCAGUGCAGGAAGAGUAUGAGGUCCAGCAGGGGGCACUAUGUACGGCCAAUGAGGAGUUGCAGCGCUGGCAGGCAGAGGCGCGAGCCCAAGUGGACAAGGCACAGAGCAGACUGCAGCAGUACCUCAGCAGCGCAGAGAUGCUCGGCGCCCACGGGGACCAGGCCCAGAGGCAGGCUGAGGAGGAGCAGGCUUUACAGAAGCACCCCCAGCCGUGCAGUGUGGAGACCGAUCAGCUGCGGGGAGCUCCACAGGAGGCCCAGCCCCCCCCGCCACCACUCACCCAAGCCCUGGACUCCAACGAGCAGAAGUACCGGGUCAGCUUGGGCACGGUCUCCCGGCUGGAGGAGAGGGUGCAGGCCCAGGACAGGGAGCUGCAGGAGGCCAGGAUGCAGCAUAACGUGCAGGUACAGCGCCGGCACUGGAAGGCUUCUCCCCUGUGCUGUGACCUGCAGGGGCGCUCUGCACAGCUGCAAGCCCAGGACGAGUCCCUGGGUGACCUGAGGCAGCAGCUGGAAGAGAGCCUCCAGCACGGCCUGGAGUGUGAGCUGAUCAUCAGGACGCUGCGCAAGCAGGUGGAGGAGCAGGAGGAGGCCGUGCUGAAGAUCCAGGCGGAUUUCUUUCUGUACAAAGCCACACACCUCCUCUCAGAUCCAGACUGCGAGCCUCACCUCUGGCGCAUCCAGGAGCCCCAACAGGAGCUGUCCUGUGCUGUGGAGCAGCUUGCCCAGGACGCACAGGAGCUCGGCCUGUACCAGGCUGACGCGUGCCAGCUGAAGGAGAAAGCCAGCCACUUGACCAAGCACAGGAACCCUGACAUUAAAGAGGCAGUGCGUCUUCAGGAAGCAGUGGGGCAGUUACAGGGGAAGACGGCAGCCGAGCCACAGCGUCGGUGGGGGGAGAAACAGACAUUUUGCCUGCAGGGGGAGCUGCAGGCUACCCAGCAACAGGAGAACAUGGAAGGCCUGCUGAAGGAGGUGGAGGCCCCCCUGGUGGAGUCCAGUGAGGUGAUACGUGAGCAGUCCCUGGAGACAGAGAGACAGGGCCUAGAGGCUGAUCUCCAGAGAGCUAUGAAGGAGAACCAGCAGGGGAAGACAGAGAGUGCCACCCUGAGAGCAGAGCUGCUACGUCUCCAAGAGGAGCUGAAGCUGGAACGUAGCUGCUGCAAGAACCUGGCUGAGACCCCGGCUAGGCAGAAGAAGGAGGCACUACUGGCAGAGAGAGGGCAGCAGGGGGCGCUGGGGGACAAGGAGGCGUGGCCACAGCAAGAAGAGAGGCGGUGUCAGGCAGAGCUGCGCGUGCUACAGGACGAGCUGUGCAAGAUGGAGCACCACGGUCAGGGUGGCAGAAGCCAAGUGGGAACACUGACAGUACAGGUGAGCAAAGGCAGAAUGGCCCAGCUUGACACAGGAGCAGAGCAUCCAGAAAGGGAGCUGACCUGCAAAAGGGGGGGCAUUGGGACCCAGCAGCAGCAGUCUCUGCAGCUGAAAGAGCAAGAGGAGCACAUCCUCAGCAUGUCAGAGCUUGGCAGCGCCACCCUCAGGCUGCAGUGCGUGGCUGAGCUGGAGGCCAAACGGACUGAGAACCGUCAACUUGGCCAAGAGCCCCAGGCUUGGACAUAUGAGGGCAGGCUGACCGAGGUUUGCACCCAGCUAGCGCGCUCCCGGUGCUGGGGGCAGGAGCAGCUGGCAGCGCUGGAGGCCAAGGAGGCAGAGGCGGUGGCACUGAGGGUGGAGGUGACCUCACUCAGGGAGAACUACCGGGCCAAGGUCACGGAGGUGGACACGUCACACUCACAGCUGGACUUAAUGAGGCAGAAAUACCAGGCAGCUGCGAACGAGGUGGAUGUCCUGAGGCGAUUCCUGGGGAACGCUCGGGCCAACAGCAUCCGCCUGCACCAGGAGAGCGAGCUGGUCGUGUCCAGCGUCCAUCAGUGGGUGAAGGAGCAGAAACAAGCCAACGAGAAGCUGAGGACCAAAAUUAAAGAGCAGAGCAGGAAGAUCAGGCAUCUGACCACUGAGAAGGAUUUCCUGCAGGAGCACCGGGAGCAGCUGCUAGAGGAGAUGAGGAUGCUGAAGACCCAGCUGGAUGGCCAGAGGAUGGAUGUAGAGGGGUUGGUGGCCCAUGACCAGCCCGGUGCCCGCAGGGGUGGUAGCGAUGAGCAGGCUUUGCAGGAGAGUACCUGGAAGCGACCGGCCUCGCUAUCCCAGCAUCCUCGGCAGCCCUUGACGCAGAAGAGCUUGGAGCACAGGGCAGGCUGCAGUUUGAUGCGGAGGAUCCCAGCCUGCAAUGCAAAUGAGCUGUUUGCAUUUUCGCCUGUGCAGGGAUAAGCACACUUCCAGCCUGCAGCUUCACGCAGAUGCAGACGCAGCAUCUCUUAGAAUGUCGUCUGGUGGCACCAUGUGCGGGGUGUUUAAGUCCCCCCCCCCCCCGGUGUUUUUGUUUGUGAAUGGAAGUCCAUUCUCAGCUGCAUCCCAGAGCAGGAGCUCAAAGUCCAGCCUUUUUGUUAACAUGCUGUAUAUUACGUGCCCAUGUCGUUAAUAAAGGCACUUAAAAGCCAGCAGAGGACUAUAAAUGCUGUCUGGUAACCUAGGGGACUGUCCUUGUCACCUUUUGUUCACACUUGAGCUAGAUUCUGCCUUGAGUUGCAGUUUUAUUGUACUGAGGAAAGCUUUCAAAUCGCGGGAUUAGAUUCUGUCACCAGAGAGAGAUUUCAGUCGGAUGCUGUGUCCUGAUGCUCUCCCAGACGCUUUGCAAAAUCCAAUCUACAAUGUGAAAGUCAUUCUGUUUUCUAAACGAACAUGUGAAGUGCGGGGAGGCUCUCAGGCCGAUCGCCCAGCGGGAAUGCUGCAUGCAGGCGGGCGAGAGAGGGAGAGCAAGCGAGCGGCCCGUGUUCAGGAUGCAGGUCCAGCUACCGAAAGCAAGCUGGGCUAAUGCUCUAGGACAUCCCGAAAGUGUACAGGAAGCUACAGAGGCUGCAGAAAACACGCCCAAACAAACAACUAAAUUGCGUGGGGAGUCACAUCCAGCCUCCUGUGUGGCUCUUGUUUACUGCUCGGCCCCUGGGGGGUGCUGUCUGCUCGGGAUCUUUCUGCACACUUCCUCAGUGACAGACUCCAUACACUCUAUAUGUGUUUGGGCAGACCGGUGAGUUUCUCCUCAGCUCCUC
Messenger RNA from Brienomyrus brachyistius, 4752 nucleotides. RefSeq names its product polyamine-modulated factor 1-binding protein 1. NCBI's taxonomy places the organism in Eukaryota, Metazoa, Chordata, Actinopteri, Osteoglossiformes, Mormyridae. Gene Ontology annotation, biological process: spermatogenesis. The coding region runs from base 89 to 3913 and encodes 1274 amino acids. The record is from RefSeq and is a predicted model, not a curated record. The transcript has 31 exons.